Molecule: messenger RNA, 690 nt
Organism: Colletotrichum orchidophilum
Lineage: Eukaryota; Fungi; Ascomycota; Sordariomycetes; Glomerellales; Glomerellaceae
Exons: 3
Coding region: 1-690 (229 amino acids)
Molecular function (GO): oxidoreductase activity, acting on NAD(P)H
Source: RefSeq, a predicted model, not a curated record
AUGUCAUUAUCCGAUGGCUCUCACAUAGGUUCAAACACCGCUUACCUGGCGCUUCUUUCCAAAGAUUCUCUUGACUUAUCGCAGGAUACAUCUAACCCCAAGCCUCCGGUGCUCAUCUGGGACGGCAGCUCCGUUGUCGGAAACUUUGCCAUACAACUAGCCAAGCUCCAUGGAUACCCCGUAGCCACGACCUGCAGCCCUCGCAAUUUUGACUACGUCAAGAAUGCCGGGGAUACCUAUGCCUUUGACUAUAACGACGUCAAUGUCGUGGCAAAAAUCCAAAAAGCAGUACCGACGCUGUCACACGUAUUUGAAACCAUCGUUAACACGAGCUCCUCGGCGACCGCAGCUGCUGCUCUGGGCGGUCGCCCUGAAGUCCUCUGCACAGUCCGCCCGGGCAAAGCGAACACCGAGGGGGUUCCUAGCAACGUCAGAGUAAACGACGUCCUCGUCUUCAGGGCCUUUCCGACAGCUCACACGUACCGCAGAAUCUCCUCCAUCGCUGAGCUCUAUGAACAGCUCUCAAAUUUGCUCCAGAGCAACUCCAUCGUGCCGCCUCCCGUCAAUGUUCUGGGAGGACCAAGCCCGCAGUCCGUCAUGAACGCAAUGAUGCUGAACCGUGACGGAAAGAUAUCGGCGGAGAAGCUAUGCUUUGAGGUGUUUUCAGCAUUCGAGAAGCAGCAUGCGUAA